This is a messenger RNA of Dictyostelium discoideum AX4, 864 nucleotides long. Its product is annotated as RNA-binding region RNP-1 domain-containing protein. Gene Ontology annotation, molecular function: RNA binding; nucleic acid binding. The transcript has 2 exons. The coding region runs from base 1 to 864 and encodes 287 amino acids. The record is from RefSeq and is a predicted model, not a curated record. Lineage: Eukaryota; Evosea; Eumycetozoa; Dictyosteliales; Dictyosteliaceae.
AUGAAUUUAAAAGAAGCCAUUUCAAAUAAUUUUAUUUUAAAUUCUCUUUUAAAUCAACAACCAACACACCAACUACAACAAAAUGAAUCGAUAGAAAUAAUUGAUAAAAACAAAGAUAAAGAAAACGAACAAUCAUUGUCAGAAUUACAAUGUGAAUAUUCAAUAUGUGCAAUGUUUUCAAUUUACUAUCCAAUUAUUAAAAAUUUUCAAAAUUUUUCAAUAAAUAAUGAAGAAAAUAAUAAUAAUAAUAAUAAUAAUAAUAGUCAAUCAUCAAAGAAUGAAGAUGAAACCUUUAUACCAAAACUUGUAAAUCCAAUAUCUUGGGGUGAACUAACAGAUUCAGAAUCAAUUUAUUCAACAUCGCCUUCCUCCUCGAUGUAUUCAUUUUCAGAUAUUGACGAUACCAAUAAUAACAAUAAUAAUAAUAAUAAAAAUAAUAAUUCAAGCCAAGACAAUGAUAAAAAUAAUAAUAAUAAUAAUAAUAAAAGUAAAAAACAAAAAAAUAAAGGAAUUAAAAAACUUUUUAUUGGUGGUAUCAAUUUUGAUGAUUUAAAAGGGAAUGAACAAUUAAAACAAAUUAGAAUACAAAAAUUAAUUCACUUAUUUCAAUCAUUUGGUUCGGUCCUUAAAACUUCUUAUCAUUGGGAUAAAGGAUAUUUUUUUAUUAGUUAUUCAAAUAAUAAAGUAUCACAAACUGUAGUUGAUUCAUUUUCAACAACUAAAAAAAGACAAAAAUAUAUUGAUAAAAUUAAAGAUUCUUUAAAAGAUUCUGAAAAAUGUGCAACCCCUCAAUUAAACUUUUAUGUUAGAUUCCCAAAUAACUAUUCUUCUGUUAGUGCUAAAAACAGUGGUAAUCAAAAAUAA